Hypomesus transpacificus is the source of this 1725-nucleotide messenger RNA. RefSeq names its product retinol dehydrogenase 12 (gene rdh12). The record is from RefSeq and is a predicted model, not a curated record. The coding region runs from base 105 to 1064 and encodes 319 amino acids. NCBI's taxonomy places the organism in Eukaryota, Metazoa, Chordata, Actinopteri, Osmeriformes, Osmeridae. The transcript is spliced from 7 exons.
UAGACAGCUCUGUGGCUUCGAUUUGACAUCAGCUGAUCUGCCGACAGCCCAGAUCCGAGAGAGGUGGUCUCAGGGUGAAGACGCUCCGUUAACGUAUCUAUGUCAUGAUGGUGCUUGUAUUAAUUGUCGCUGGUCUUGGAGUUGUAACACUGUUGAUGGUGUUAUUUGCACCUCAUAUUAGAAAAUAUGCAGCUGGUGGAUACUGCCAGUCCAUGGCUCGACUAGAUGGGAAGACAGUGUUGAUAACUGGAGCGAACACAGGCAUUGGCAAGGAGACUGCCCUCGACCUGGCAAUAAGAGGGGCUCGAGUCAUCAUGGCCUGCCGGGACGUGGAGAAGGGAGAGGAGGCAGCGGAACACAUUCGAGCCGUCUACAGCGACGCCCGGGUGGAGGUCCGGGAGCUGGACCUGGCCGACAGCUGCUCCAUCCGUGCCUUCGCACAGAAGUUCCUCAGCGAGGUGAACCAGCUGCAUAUCCUCAUCAACAAUGCUGGAGUGAUGAUGUGCCCCUACAUGAAGACCACAGAUGGCUUUGAGAUGCAGCUGGGAGUCAACCACCUGGGUCAUUUUCUGUUGACGUACCUCUUGAUUGGCCUGCUGAAGCGCAGUGCUCCCGCCCGCAUCGUUGUGGUGUCCUCUCUGGCCCACAACUUUGGCUGGAUCCGCUUCCACGACCUGCUCAGCCAGGGCAGCUACAACAGCGGCCUUGCCUACUGCCAGAGCAAGCUGGCCAACGUGCUGUUUACCAGGGAGUUGGCACGCAAGCUCAAAGGCUCCAGCGUCACAGUGAACUCUGUGCACCCGGGGUCUGUGCGCUCGGACCUGAUCAGACACUCCACCAUCAUGACCUUAAUGUUCACCGCCUUCUCCAUGUUCCUGAAGACACCGAGUCAGGGAGCCCAGUCCUCCAUCUACUGCGCCGUGGCCGAGGAGCUGCACUCCAUCUCUGGAAAACACUUCAGUGACUGCGCCCCGGCCUUCGUCGCUCCGCAGGGCAGGAGCGAGGAGACGGCACGUAAACUCUGGGAGAUCAGCUGUGAGCUGCUGGGCAUCGAGUGGGACUGAGCCAGCCUGGAGCACAUGUUCCUGUCUCAGUCCUGAGGGCAGAUAUCUACCAUCUCAGUCCUGAGGGCAGAUAUCUACCAUCUCAGUUGGGAGGGCAGAUAUCUACCAUCUCAGUCCUGAGGGCAGAUAUCUACCAUCUCAGUCCUGAGGGCAGAUAUCUACCAUCUCAGUUCUGAGGGCAGAUAUCUACCAUCUCAGUCCUGAGGGCAGAUAUCUACCAUCUCAGUCCUGAGGGCAGAUAUCUACCAUCUCAGUUCGGAGGGCAGAUAUCUACCAUCUCAGUUCUGAAAGCAGUACUUCUUUUUGUUCUAUUCGGUUGUGUAUUUAGCAUUUUCAUAAUUUCAUGUAUUGAUAUACCUUACCUUUAACUACAGCUACCUAUGGAUGGACAGUCUGGUAACACUGUACGAUACUGUGAAAGGUCGAGCCAGGGUCUAUCAACAACCUCCUUUCCGAAGUUUCAUUUUAUUUUAAUAUAUAUAUAUAUAUAUAUAUAUUAGAUUUCUCUGGACCAUUCCAAGCUUGGUGGUCCAGUUUUCCUGUUCUUCUUGCUUUGUGUUUUAUUCUCAAGCCUUCACUUCAUGCUAAGCUGCCAGGGUUUUACAGUACCUGAUGUCUUUUAUACAGAUGUGAAACAUGCCUUUAACUAUUUGCAUUCAUG